Molecule: messenger RNA, 2577 nt
Organism: Rangifer tarandus platyrhynchus (Svalbard reindeer)
Lineage: Eukaryota; Metazoa; Chordata; Mammalia; Artiodactyla; Cervidae
Source: the annotation of a GenBank genome assembly
AUGAGCACCAAGGCCUUCACCCUGGUCCCCGCCAUCGAGCGGGAGCAGCUGCUGGGCGACCGGGACCGGGGGUUACUGGAGUGUGUGGAGUGCUGCGGCCGGAACCUCUACGUGGGCACCAGCGACUGCUUCGUGUACCACUUCCUGCUGGAGGAGAAGCCCUCGCCCGGCGGGUCGGCCACAUUCACAGCCACCAAGCAGCUGCACAGACACCUGGGUUUCAAGAAGGCGGUGAGCGAGCUGCGGGCCGCGUCGGCGCUCAGCCGGCUGCUGGUGCUGUGCGACGGCUGCAUCAGCCUGGUCCAUAUGCUGAGCCUGGAGCCCGUGCCCUCGGGCGCCCGCAUCAAGGGGGCCACGGCCUUCGCCUUGAACGAGAACCCGGUGAGCGGGGACCCCUUCUGCGUGGAGGUGUGCAUCAUCUCGGUCAAGCGCAGGACCAUCCAGGUCUUCCUGGUGUACGAGGACCGCGUCCAGAUUGUCAGGGAGGUGUCCACGCCGGAGCAGCCCCUGGCCGUGGCCGUGGACGGCCACUUCCUGUGCCUGGCCCUCACCACCCAGUACAUCAUCCUCAACUACAGCACGGGCGUUGCCCAGGACCUGUUCCCGUUCUGCAGCGAGGAGCGGCGGCCCAUCGUCAAGAGGAUCGGGAGACAGGAGUUCCUCCUGGCGGGCCCUGGGGGACUGGGCAUGUUCGCCACAGUGGCUGGGAUCUCUCAGCGCGCACCUGUUCGCUGGUCGGAGAAUGUGAUCGGAGCGGCCGUCUGCUUCCCAUACGUCGUCGCCUUGGAUGAUGAGUUCAUCACCGUGCAUAGCAUGCUGGAUCAGCAGCAGAAGCAGACCCUGCCCUUUAAGGAAGGCCACAUCCUCCAGGAUUUUGAAGGAAGAGUGAUCGUUGCCACCAGUAAAGGUGUUUACAUCUUGGUUCCACUACCUCUGGAAAAACAAAUACAGGACCUGUUAGCCAGCCGCCGAGUGGAGGAGGCUCUGGUUCUCGCGAAAGGCGCCCGGAGGAACAUCCCGAAGGAAAAAUUUCAGGUCAUGUACCGGCGGAUCCUGCUGCAGGCGGGCUUCAUACAGUUUGCACAGCUCCAGUUCCUGGAGGCUAAAGAACUCUUCAGGAGCGGCCAGCUCGACGUGCGGGAGCUCAUCUCCCUGUACCCGCUCCUGCUGCCCACGUCCUCCUCGUUCACCCGCUCCCACCCACCCCUGCACGAGUUCGCAGACCUCAACCAGCUGACACAGGGUGACCAGGACAAGGUGGCCAAAUGCAAGCGCUUCCUCAUGAGUUACCUGAACGAGGUCCGCAGCACGGAGGUGGCCAACGGCUACAAGGAGGACAUCGACACAGCCCUGCUCAAGCUGUACGCCGAGGCCGACCACGACAGCCUGCUGGACCUGCUGGUCACCGAGAACUUCUGUCUGCUGCCCGACAGCGCCGCCUGGCUGGAGAAGCACAAAAAGUACUUUGCUCUGGGCCUGCUCUAUCAUUACAACCACCAAGAUGCCGCUGCAGUUCAGCUCUGGGUGAGCAUCGUGAAUGGGGACGUUCAGGACCCCACGCGCUCAGACCUGUAUGAGUACAUCGUGGACUUCCUCACCUACAGCACCGACCCCGGCCUCGUGUGGCGGCAUGCCGACUGGGUCCUGCAGAGAAGUCAGGAGGUCGGGGUUCAGGUUUUCACCAGGAGACCACUGGACGAACAGCAGGGUGGUUUUAACCCAGAUGAUAUCAUCAGUUGCCUUAAGAAAUACCCUCAAGCCCUGGUUAAGUACCUGGAGCAUCUCGUCACAGACAGGAGACUGCAGAAGGAGGAGUACCACACGCACCUGGCCGUCCUCUACCUGGACGAGGUGCUGCAGCAGAGACCCUGCACCCCUGACAAGGGUGCAGAAGUGACCGAGACACAGGCGAAGCUGCGACGCCUGCUCCAGGAGUCUGAUCUCUACCGAGUCCACUUUCUGAUGGACAGGACCCGGGGCGCCGGGCUGCCCCUGGAGAGUGCCAUCCUGCAUGGGAAGCUGGAGCAGCACGAGGAGGCACUGCGCAUCCUGGUCCACGAGCUGGCGGACUUCCCAGCGGCAGAGGACUACUGCCUGUGGCGCUCUGAGGGCCGGGACCCGUCCUGCCGCCAGCGGCUGUUCCACCUGCUGCUGGCUGUCUACCUGGGCCCCGGCCCUGCCGCGCCCGAGCGGACCGUGGCUGCCGUGGACCUGCUGAACCGCCACACCGUGGAGUUCGACGCGGCCCAGGUGCUGCAGCUACUGCCGGGCACGUGGUCGGUGCAGCUGCUGCGCCCCUUCCUGACGGGUGCCAUGCGGGACAGCAUCCACGCCCGGAGGACCACGCAGGUGGCCGUGGGCCUGGCCAGGUCUGAAAACCUCAUCUACAAAUACGACAAGAUGAAGCUCAAAGGAAGCGCCAUUCGACUCUCAGACAAAAAGCUUUGCCAGAUGUGCCACAACCCCUUCCUCGAGCCUGUGUUCGUUAGGUACCCCAACGGCGGUCUCGUCCACACCCACUGCGCGGCCAGCAGACACACGGAGCCCAGCUCCCCCAGCGCCGGGGCUCGGACUUGA